AUGUUCUGGUAUAAGCUAGAGCUAGCAGCGCAAAAGCAUGGUACCAGCUCGUUUGACCAGGAAAAGCUAGUGCAAUUCGUCCAGGGAUACGGGUCCCUAGAAAUUGCGGCUGGAGCAGGAGAGUAUCUGACUGGGAUGGGAGACUUCACUGACGCGACACGUGUGAAACACCUCUUACACUCAGAGGAGCCAAACAUGCACGUUCAUUUCGGUCAAGCGACCGCAGAGACUCACGGUCUAUAUGAGACAUUGCCAGCACCAUCCAUCGAUGCUAUGCAAUGGGGAAAAUUCCAUUUCUUUUCCCAAUCUUGCGCCAGUUGCAGCCAUUCCUCUUCACAUGAUGAAACAGAUGAGACAUCAGAUUUGCCUACUAACACAGAGAUAAACGAAUCUAGUAACUUUACUACAAACUUGGACCGGUCAGCCAAAGAUGCUGCAAAGAAUAAAAAGACAAGGGUAACAAAAAGAACGGCAGAAGCCUCACCUGUAAUAAAUAUAAAUAAUACCACAGAUGACAUGUUAUUACAGGAAGCUAUGGAAGUACUUCAUACAAAAGAUGAUGCCUGCUAUACCUUUGGAAAACAUGUGGCAUCUGAACUCAGAAAAUAUGACGCCCACACGUUAGCAUGCGUGAAGAAAUGUAUAAUGGACACCAUUUUUGAAGCAGACAUGGGACGAAUUCCACGCCAAAACAAUUAUGGAUAUUUCACUCAACAAUAUGCAGGCAGACAAUAUGUAAAUGAAUCAUCUUCUUCAUCCGUUUACGCAUCAACAUAUGUCCCCACACCCAGCCCGCAAGCCUCCACACCCAGCCCGCAAGCCCUCACACCCAGCCCGCAAGGCCCCACACUCAGAACUCUAGCUCCCACACCCAGCACGCUAGCUCCUACAAGCCCGCAAACUUCAAAGCAAGUCCAACUCGAGGCACUGCAUUCAGUUCUUAACAAUAAGACAGAUAGUGAUUUUACUGAAUAA
Molecule: messenger RNA, 975 nt
Organism: Arctia plantaginis
Lineage: Eukaryota; Metazoa; Arthropoda; Insecta; Lepidoptera; Erebidae
Source: the annotation of a GenBank genome assembly